GUCUUGCAGCCAAUUGGCACACAGCGCAGCCUUUUAUGCAUAUUUCCAAUUAGAUCCUCCAUAUACUGCCUCUCUGCUGCUUACAACUGUCGCAAUGUUGCGCUCCGCUUGCAACUCGGCCAUCGGGCGUCGCCCCGCGCCCUUCAGCUCUGCGCAGCCGGUGGCGCGGAGUCUUGUUCGCGUUAAGAUUGGUGGCGGAGCACCUCAGAUGACGCCCGAACAGAUGCAGGCGAUGCAGCAGGCGAUGAAGGACCCUGCCUUCGCCAAGCGCAUGCAGGAGAUGCAGGAGAUGAUGAAGCGGCCCGAGGUGCAGCAGCAGAUGGCGGCCAUGCAGGCUGCCAUGCAGAACCAGGCCCUGCAGCAGCGCAUGGCCUCGCUCAAGGACGACCCGGAGUUUGCGGACAUCUUCGCCGACAUCCAGAAGGGCGGCAUGCAGGCUCUGAUGAAGUACUACAACGACCCCGAGUUCCUCGCCAAGCUGGGCGACAAGCUGGGUGACGUGGCGCCCGCCGUCGGCGCGCCCGCCGCCGCCGUACGGCCGCCGCCGGCCGCCGCCGCCGCCGCGGCGCCGACGGAGGCCCCCGAGAUCAACAACAUCCGUGACGCCGCCAAGUAUGGCGACGAGGAGGCAGUGGAGGACUUUAUUGCCAUCGGGAAAGACCUGAACGAGCCCGACGCCCAGGGCCGCACCGCGCUGCACUACUCUGUGGCCUACGACCAUCCCGUCAUUGCCAAGAUGCUGGUCGACGAGGGCGCCAACCUGGAGGCCCGCGACUCGCUCAACAACACGCCGCUGCACUACGCCGCCGGCUACGGCCGCGUGGCACUGGCGCGCAUGCUGCUGGACGCCGGCGCCGACAAGACCGUGCAGAACAACACCGGCAAGACGCCCAUCGACCUGGCCAAGCUGGACGGGCGCAACCCUAUCAACGCCGACGCCGAGCUCAUUAAGCGCCUGGAGCUGUAAAUGCGUGUAAUGUAUUUGUGUUGUAGAAAAGCACAAGAGGAGGUGAGGAGAGAGGAAAGGACGAGAGGAGAUUAGGCGAGGGCGGACAUCAUGCGAUUAGAUACGCGUGUGUUGGUGUGGGGUAUUUUACCGCUCACAGCCGCUGCGGAAGUAUGGGGUCAGGCUGUGCGCCAGAGCAGGGCUGGGAGGUGCAGGAGCAGCGGUGGGCACAGGUUUGAGGUGCACGGAAAGGAGGACGGUCGGACAGGAGCUGAACUGCAGGGGCGCUGCUGGGGGCUGCUAUGCUGUUGCUGCUGUUCGGAUUGGUGGCAGUGGCAGCGGUGCACGUAAGUGUCAGCCCGUGCAUGGCUGGCAUUGUGUUUUAUCGCAUCCAACUGCGGGUGCAGCCAGGGAAGGUAGCAGGUGAUGGCUAUGUAGGUGGUGGAGCUGAGGACCUGAGGCAGGCACGCAUGUAUGCAGCUGUAAGCGUGUGUGUGGGGGGGGGGGGGGUUGCCUCUGGUAAUGUUAGUAAUGUGGUACGGAAUUGUUGCAUUGAGGCGGCCGGCAACGUGAUGGGCAGCUGGCGUGGAAGGGAUUGCCCACGUAAGCAUGUGAGAGUUGCAGUGCAAUGCAAAGUCGAAAUUCCCAAGAAAGCU
Chlamydomonas reinhardtii is the source of this 1602-nucleotide messenger RNA. RefSeq lists its product as uncharacterized. Gene Ontology annotation, molecular function: protein binding. The record is from RefSeq and is a predicted model, not a curated record. NCBI's taxonomy places the organism in Eukaryota, Viridiplantae, Chlorophyta, Chlorophyceae, Chlamydomonadales, Chlamydomonadaceae. Gene Ontology annotation, cellular component: cytoplasm; nucleus. The transcript has 9 exons. The coding region runs from base 95 to 967 and encodes 290 amino acids.